Messenger RNA from Micropterus dolomieu (smallmouth bass), 4757 nucleotides. It is a transcript of the gene slc38a3b, whose product is annotated as solute carrier family 38 member 3b. NCBI's taxonomy places the organism in Eukaryota, Metazoa, Chordata, Actinopteri, Centrarchiformes, Centrarchidae. Gene Ontology annotation, biological process: amino acid transmembrane transport; histidine transport; asparagine transport. The record is from RefSeq and is a predicted model, not a curated record. Bases 316 to 1866 code for a protein of 516 amino acids. The transcript is spliced from 17 exons. Gene Ontology annotation, molecular function: L-histidine transmembrane transporter activity; L-asparagine transmembrane transporter activity; L-glutamine transmembrane transporter activity.
CUAGCAUUUAUGGGGGGUUUGCAAAGUAGGCGGACCUAACGCGACCCCCACAGUUGAGCUACAGAAGUCUUUACAAUUCCAACCAUUUCUGUUGCUGCUGGUGUGAGAGAGCGCCGGUCCAAAUGUGCGUAAAUACCCACGAAUAGGCAGGUAGGUAGAUAUUACCUCAUUCACUGGGAAAAAGAAAGAGAAAACGCGUGAGGAGAAAGAGGUUCAUCAGAGACCAUCGCAUUUAUUCCCACUCAUCAGAGGAAUUACCUAGAAAGCUUCGUGACAAGAGCCUGUGAUAUUCACGAUAUUGAGGAAUCCACUUGGAUGAUGGACCCUGCUGAGUCAGAGAUGAACAUCUUGUCCAACGGGAAAAGUCAUGACCUCAGAGAUGACGCGGAUGUGCCAAUGAAAACGUUUCUAGAAGAGGAUCAAAAUGGCACUCAAACAGUCAGAUUUGACGAUCCUGAUGGAGGACUGGAGAAUGAGGAAUUUUUGCCCACUGCAGAUGGAAAGAAACCUAUACGCUUCACAGAUUUUGAAGGAAAGACCUCUUUAGGCAUGUCUGUCUUCAACCUCGGUAAUGCUAUUAUGGGCAGUGGAAUCCUGGGAUUGGCCUAUGCCAUGGCCAACACUGGCAUACUCCUCUUCUUGUUUCUUCUGAGUGCAGUAGCAGCCUUGUCAUCCUACUCCAUUCAUCUGCUGCUCAAAUCCUCUGGCAUUGUGGGUAUUCGAGCUUAUGAACAGCUGGGGUACAGGGCUUUUGGCACUCCUGGAAAAAUGGCUGCUGGUAUAGCAAUAACCCUGCAGAAUAUUGGAGCUAUGUCCAGCUACCUGUACAUCGUUAAAUCUGAGUUACCACUGGUCAUCCAAGCUUUCCUGAAGGAGGAUCCCAACUCUGAUCUGUGGUACUUGAAUGGAAACUACCUGGUCAUCAUGGUCUCUGGCAGUAUCAUCUUGCCCCUGGCUUUAAUGAAACAGCUCGGUUACCUCGGUUAUACCAGCGGAUUUUCUCUCAGCUGCAUGGUGUUUUUUCUCAGUGCUGUUAUCUAUAAGAAGUUUCAGAUUACCUGCCCAUUCGAGGAGUUUUCAGCCAACAGUACUGCUGCCCACCUCAGCCUGAAUGUCUCAAGUCAUGGCCAUGACUACAACAAUGGUCUGGUUCACGAGGAUGAUGACUCCCAUUGCUCACCCCGCAUGUUCACCAUCAACUCACAAACAGCAUACACUAUUCCCAUCUUGGCUUUCGCCUUCGUUUGCCACCCCGAGGUCCUCCCCAUCUAUACUGAGCUCCGCAAUCCAACGCAGAAGAGGAUGCAGAAGGUGUCCAACAUCUCAAUCUUUGUCAUGUACAGCAUGUACUUUCUGGCAGCUCUCUUUGGCUACCUGACCUUUAAAGACAAUGUGGAGCCUGAGCUGCUGCACACUUACAGCCGGAUUGACCCAUAUGACACUCUGAUCCUGUGUGUGCGAGUGGCUGUCCUCACUGCCGUAACACUGACAGUCCCUAUUGUAUUGUUCCCUGUACGUAGAGCCAUCCAGCAGAUGUUAUUCCCCACCAAGUCUUUUAGCUGGUUGCGUCACAUUGCCAUCGCGCUCAUUCUGCUCACCUUCAUCAACAUGCUGGUGAUAUUCGCUCCUAACAUUCUGGGCAUCUUCGGCAUCAUUGGUGCCACGUCGGCUCCCUGCCUCAUUUUCAUCUUCCCUGCCGUCUUUUACAUCCGCAUCGUUCCCAAAGACGUAGAACCCAUGAACUCUACACCCAAGAUAGUGGCUAUCUGUUUCGCUGCUUUGGGUGUCUCUUUCAUGGUGAUGAGUCUGAGCUUCAUUUUUGUCGACUGGACAACAGGGGGCGGCCUUGCUGCUGGAGGCCACUAGACGCUAAUUAACUGUGUGUGAGAGCUUUGGAAAGCGGGGGAGGGGGGACAACUGGUUAAUUUAAAGGGAGCCCUAACACCUCAGUGAGAAGACACUACAAGGCUGCCCAGCAAGCCAGGUUUUUGUAACAAUACGAAAUAUAAAGUAUAGUAUGUUGGUUGGAAUCAUACUGGUAUUGAUCAAGUUACAUUUUUUUUUGCCUGUAACUUAACACAUCUCUGGUCAAAAUCCUUUCAUAAUGAUGUUCGAUAAUUCAUUUUAAUGUAGUGCAAUGUUAAUGCAAUUUCUACAAUUAAUCAGGGCUGAUCAGGGUCUUUUUUAUUACCAUCUGUUGAAAUGGUCCUUUUCUUGUUGCUUCAUCUUUAUUUACACACAAACAACUGACGGCUGGUACUGUACAGACAAAGAAGGUGUGAUUGUCUGUUAGGCUGAAGACAUCAAGAUAUACAUGAGAAAGGGCUAAAUAACUCACAAGUUGUUUUCCACAGGACGCAGAACAGAGGCCAGUCAGAUGAUCUCACCCAGAUCCAGAACUCUGAACUGUGCCAUUACGGUGUAAUAUAACACACAAAAAAAAAUUAUUUAAGACCUUAAAGUGCAGGUGACAUUUUAUUGUUAUGUCAUAUUUCAUACAGUCUAAGCUUUUGUUCCAGAUCAGCUAACUUAAUUCAGAAACCAUGGUGCCUUUUAGCAUUUGGAACACCCCGCGAACUUACAGUAAAAACAGGAGUGUAUAUUUAUUUAGCUAUUAUAUCUGUCAAAAUUUCAAAUAGACUAUAUUUAACUACUGUAUAUGAUGAAGUCAAUGAUCCAAAUACAUCAGUUUUUUGUUUUAGCUUACAAUAUAUAGAUGAUGGAAGGUGUUCUGACUGAUAAUAUUUUAAAUGCUUAUAAAAUACAAAGAGCAGUAUUUUAGGAUUUGAUACCUCCCUUUGCAAAACUUUUAGCACACAUAUGCCAAACUGUGACCUUCAAUAUAAAUCAAGUACAGUUCACCCCGACAGUUGACCUUUGAGUCUAGCUCAUUCAUUUCUUAAAUUCUUGAUACCCCCUUUAAACCUCUCAUUGCGUUUUUAUAUAAAUUCAGAAAGCACUUCUUCCACACUUUAUAAUAUCACAUAUUCUGCAUCUACAUGUUACUUAAUUGAAGUUUUAUGAUGCAUAACAUUUUAUGAUCAAUUCAUAUAAAUUCUAACUCAAGCUGUGUUUUUUGAGGCUGCUCUGGAAACUCAAAUGAAAGGAAUAGUUUGACAUUUUGGGAAGUACCUUCGUUCAUUUUCUUGUCAUCGAUACCACUCAUAUCUGUGUGUAAUAUACAACAAUAUACAGUCAGCUUAGCUUAGCUUAGCAUGAAGACUGGAAGCAGGGAGAAACAGCUACUUGGGCUCGGCCCAAAGGUAAAACAAAAUCAGCCUGCCGGCACCUCUAAAGCUCACUUAUUAACACUUUAUAUCUGGUUUAUUAAACUUGCAGUCUCAUUACCAGCAGAGAUUCACUUUCCUCUAGUAAGUGAGAAAUAUGGUAUCUAGCAGGUAGUUUCUGUUUCCCAGGCUCUGAGAUAAACUAGACACGUAAGCAAUGUACAUAUCUCAGAACCUAUGCAUAUAAAACCAAACACUAUUGGCUAUACACCUAGCUACUUUAUAAAAGGUAAGUUAGGUUUAUUUUUCUAUCAUUUGGGUGAACCCACCCAAGCUUUAUGGGUUUGAUGAAUACCUGGCCAAGCAACAUGAAUUUGUACAGAUGAACCCACUGGUGGGUCUGGCAGAGUUUCACAAGUUAAUUUUAUUCAUUUGAAAACAUAUUUUGCAUUUUUGUUUCUGUUGCAACAUCUUUGCUGUACUGAUUUGUAGUAUUUUGAUGUGCUAUUUCACCCUUGUUGAUUUUUUAGACUUGAUGUUAAUGUUUUGCAUGCUGUUACGUCCAGUCUGUCCUGUAGUUGGUUUAGUGAACUGCACAGUAACAGAGAUUUUCCUGCUGACAGUUGUCAUACAUAAUUGUUAUUGUAAUACUGUACUUGGCAUCUUAUAGUGGAGCGUACCGAAGUCCUCUACUGUGCUAGUUAUUAUAGUGUGAUAUUAGUAUUAUGAAGCCCUUCUUAAAAGAUGCUACAUUAACUAAUGGUUCCAACAUGACUGUUGAGAUGUUCUGUCAGUGAUGAGGUGUUCAUUUUUGAGCUUAAUAUAGGGAUGAGGAUGGAUCAGUAAUUCUUCAGCUGAACUUUGCGUCCCACAGUAGUAUUGAGAACCUGCAUAAAAAUUCACUUCACAUACUACAGGUGCAUUGAAUUAUAAUAGAUCAUAAAUUAACACUUUUUAAAAAAAAAGAUGGUUUUAUAUCUCAGGCUUCAGAAAAGUCCUGCGUAUAUCAUUACUUCCCACUCUCAUUUUAUUUAUAUAUUACUCUAUUCUGUGUUUGUUUAGCAGAUUUGAUUUUUAUGGAUAGAUUAUGAACAACAGCAGAGGAGUCCCUUGCUUUUCCACAUGCAUUUGCAGUGUUGUGUUGUAAACGAAGGUUUAGUUUUGACAUAUACAUACAACAGUUUUUCUUGACUUUAAGGGAAACAUAACAAAUUACUACCUACUGCUUAACAGUUACCACAGUUUUAAUCCCACACGCAGUAUAUCAAAUUAUGCAAUUGCACUGAUGUGCGUUAUGCAUAAAUAAAUCUAUGUGAUAUUUUAUUAGAGCUGUUGUUCAAGACAUAAAUCUAUGGAAAUGACACGACUAUAAAAUAACAAUAAGGUAUAUGAAUUUUGGUGAAUAAGACAUGGCUUUAUAUAAAUACUGUAUAUAAAUGUAAACCUUUUAUAUUUGUGAUGCAUAUUUACUGGAGCUUGUAAAGUGUAAAUAGCAGGGACAGUUUUAGUUUGGCAAUAAAAUAAUUGUAG